Molecule: messenger RNA, 2190 nt
Organism: Miscanthus lutarioriparius
Lineage: Eukaryota; Viridiplantae; Streptophyta; Magnoliopsida; Poales; Poaceae
Source: the annotation of a GenBank genome assembly
AUGAACAGAUCGAACGAGGCGGGUGUGGUGGCGGGUGGUAGGCUCGGUCCACACGGGUCCGGUGCAGGACGCGGGAGGAGCCUCGGUGGCACGCCCAGCCCAAGGCAGCGACAGGUGGGCAUGCUGGCAUGGCUAGCUGGCCAUGGUGUUGCUUUCGGAGGGGAGGGAGGAGGGGAGGGAGGACGGCUGCGGCUGAGGAGGGGCAACCGCACGACGGCAUGGCGCUAUGGGGCCGAGGUUUGGAUUUGGAUCGGGGGUAGGGAUGGAAGUGGACAGAAGGAAGGAUUUGCAGUUCCCCCAAAAAAUUUCAUUUCGAAACCUAAUGGGUGGCUCGUUUAUUGCGAGAAGAUUGGAUCCAAGGGGAAGGAGGUUCAGAGCAAGAACCCGAGGCGGGAGGAGCUGCUGGCAUCGUCGGAUGUGGACAUGGGUGAGCCAGAGGCUGCCGAGAGCGGCGUCAUGAUUGUUGAUGGCAACAAUGGCAGCUCCAAAGAGAGCCCCUUGCCGCCCAUGGAUUCCAAGAACUCCAAGGGCUGUGUGGCCAAGAAGCGGAGAUCGGUGAGCGCCGACUUUGGGAAGGAGCUGGACUUGGACCUUGUCAAUGGGGAGGAGAGUGGGGCACAGCAGGAGGAGAGGAAGCUCUCUAGGCAGGACCGGGUUGAGCUUUGCCGGUCAUUCCAGCACGCAGUCAGCUCCCAUGAUUGGGAAACUGCAGAGGGGCUGGUAGGAAUGGCCGAUGCACAAGGGCUCAACGAUGUGCUCUGUGUGGCGGUGGAUGCGAUUUGGUUCUUGAGUGACAAGGACGAGCUCCUUGCUAUUGUGGGGUUGAUCAGGAGGAUUGUGUCUGAGGGUGCAAAUGAUUUUACCCGUGCUGCGCUCCGGACAUCAUUCCUCGCAUCGUGUGUAUCGGCAUGUAGGGGACGGUCGACUAGCCUUGCUGAUGCAGUGAGCUUCAUGGGUCAGAAAUUGCAUGAACGACUUCAAGAAUCCCAAGGUGAUGAGGUAUUGAAAGCAGAAGCAAGUGCAAAGGUGCACAGGUUUACAGAAUGGGCUCUAAAGUGUAUCAGGCUGCAUUCGCGUGUUCGAGAGAAUAGGGGCAAAGGAAACCACGACACUGUCAUCGAGGUUCAGCUUCAGUUGUCUGCUUUCAAGACAUUUCUUGAUCUUGCUGAUAAUGAGCUUACUGGGAAGGAUUUUACGGAGGCUUUUGAUGCUGCAUGCUUCCCUCUUACACUCUUUUCAACCACCUUCGACCAAGGAUGGGCAUCAGGAAUAUCAGCAGCUGCAGUACAAGGGCUUUUAGAGUUGUUGGUAGAGGGUGGUGCAGACAAUGUAAACCAAUGCUUUCUUGAAGCUGCACGGUAUGGCAGCACUGAGCUUGUGCGGAUCUUACUUCAGAUUGCUCAAAGAAACAGCCUGGACAUUGAUGUGGAUCUAGCCCUUGGCUUUGCCGCUCACUAUGGGAAGAUCGAAACCAUGGGGUGCUUGGUUGAAGAAGGUAAUGCUGUUGGCUUUCUUGGCCCUUUGAUGCGUGCUGCUGAACGUGGAUGCCUCCAAGUUGUGGAAUGGUUUGUCAACCAUGGGUGUCGAGAAAUGGAGCUUUGUCUAGCCCUUACUGCUGCCACCUCUAGUAGCCAGAUUGCAGUUGCUGCUUAUCUUCUUCCUCUUGUCCCGCAACAUGUUCUUGCCCCCCUCAGCAUUGAGAUUAUCAAGGCUGCUGGUGAGAGGAGUACAGGUUCCCUGCAUGGUGUCGAUUUUCUUCUCCGCUCGGACUUCCUCAAUGACCCAGCUGCCACAUAUGCCGUGGCAGACAGUAUUGCAAGAUGUACCGAUGAAGCUGUGGAUGCAAAGCUUAGGUCUUUCAUGAAUGAGCACUGGAGCGAGGCAGCCUUUUCUGCGGGAUUCGAAUCUGCACAACAGCACUUUGUUAAUUUCAUGAGGGUACUGGAAAGGGGUGAAUCACCAAUCCGCCUAGGGGACCUCCCUCUUGAGCUGGUAAUUGCCAUGGCCUACCUGCCACUCUAUAAGGAAUGCAUGAAUUCCAGUGGGCGACUUUUGCCUCAAAGGCUUAGAGGUCAGCUUGUGGAGGCUGCAAGCAGGCUCGAGGACCGGCAAGUGGAAAGGGAUAGCCAAAGCAGAGAACUCUUGGCCAUCUUGGAGCACCACAUCCCACGAUUCAUGACCCAAACUUGA